This is a messenger RNA of Hibiscus syriacus, 3462 nucleotides long. RefSeq names its product leucine-rich repeat receptor-like serine/threonine-protein kinase BAM1. The record is from RefSeq and is a predicted model, not a curated record. The transcript is spliced from 2 exons. Bases 110 to 3181 code for a protein of 1023 amino acids. Gene Ontology annotation, biological process: protein phosphorylation. Gene Ontology annotation, molecular function: ATP binding; protein kinase activity; receptor serine/threonine kinase binding. Lineage: Eukaryota; Viridiplantae; Streptophyta; Magnoliopsida; Malvales; Malvaceae.
CACUAGGUCUAUAACCUUGCCUGGCUCACUCUUUCUUCACUUUCAUUUCAACUUUCCCUUCCCUAACAAUUCCCUUCCAGGGAGAGAAGAGAAAAGAUAUCUGAGAAAAAUGAGGUUGCUCCCCCUCCUCCUUUUUCUUCUCCUCCACAUUUCACACUCCUCCGCCGCAAGAGCCAUCUCGGAGCUCCUCGCCCUCAUCGCCGUUAAAUCCUCCAUUACCGACGACCCUCAAUUUCACCUCUCCAACUGGAAUGCAACUACCCCGCUCUGCUCAUUCACAGGAGUCACAUGCGAUCACACCCGUCUUCACGUGACAUCCAUCGACCUGACCAACUUCACCCUGUCCGGAUCUAUUUCUCCCUCCCUUGCCCACCUCCGUUUCCUCCAAAUCAUCUCCGUCGCCGCUAACCAUCUCUCCGGGCCAAUCCCGACGGAGCUCGCCUCCCUCUCCAAUCUCCGUUAUCUCAACCUUUCCAACAAUGUUUUCAACGGUUCCUUUCCUACCCAACUUUCCCAGCUGAAAGCCCUCCAAAUACUUGAUUUAUACAACAAUAACAUGACGGGGGAGUUACCGGUUUCCGUCACGGAGCUUCCCAAUCUGCGACACUUGCAUUUGGGAGGAAACUAUUUCAGCGGUCAGAUCCCGUCAAGUUAUGGCCGUUGGGAGCAUCUCGAAUAUUUAGCUGUAUCGGGUAACGAACUCAGUGGUAAAAUCCCACCUGAAAUCGGUAACUUAAGCAGCUUGCAGCAGUUGUACAUUGGUUACUUCAAUACUUUUGAAGGUGGUUUGCCACCGGAGAUCGGGAACUUGUCGGAACUCGUUCGUUUCGACGCCGCUAAUUGCAUGUUAUCCGGCGAAAUACCACCGGAGAUUGGAAAGUUACAAAAGCUCGAUACGUUGUUUCUCCAGGUCAAUACACUGUCUGGCUCCUUAACUCCCGAGCUGGGAACCUUAAAAAGCUUGAAAUCCAUGGAUUUAUCCAACAAUAUGUUUACCGGUGAGAUUCCUGAGAGUUUCGCUGAGCUUAAAAACUUGACUCUGCUCAACCUCUUCAGAAACAAGCUUCACGGACAGGUUCCUGAGUUUAUUGGCUUGUUGCCCGAGUUGGAGGUAUUACAGUUAUGGGAAAAUAACUUCACGGGGAGCAUUCCCCAGAAGUUGGGUAGUAACAAAAAGCUUCAGGUCCUAGAUCUUUCCUCGAAUAAGUUAACGGGGACUUUGCCGCCAGAUAUGUGUUCCGGCAACACAUUGCAAACGUUGAUUACUUUGGGAAAUUUCUUGUUUGGCCCAAUUCCAGAAUCGUUGGGGAAAUGUAAGUCCCUCAGUCGGAUUCGUAUGGGUGAAAAUUAUCUCAACGGAUCCAUUCCCAAAGGCCUUCUCGGUUUGCCGCAGCUUACACAAGUUGAACUGCAGGAUAACUAUUUAACUGGGGAGUUCCCGGUUACUGAUUCUUCCGUUUCUGCGAAUCUUGGGCAAAUUAGUUUAUCGAACAAUCUGCUUUCCGGGGCUUUACCAGCAAGUGUCGGUAACUUUUCAGGAGUUCAGAAGCUUCUCCUUGAUGGGAACAAGUUUUCGGGCCAAAUCCCAGCUGAGAUUGGGAAGUUGCAACAACUUUCAAAGAUUGAUUUUAGUCGUAACAAGUUUUCAGGGUCGAUGCCCCCUGGGAUUUGCAAAUGCAAGCUGCUAACUUUUGUUGAUCUUAGUCGAAAUGAGCUUUCGGGUGAAAUUCCCACUGAGAUCACAGGUAUGAGGAUAUUAAACUACCUGAAUCUGUCGAGAAAUCAUCUCAUGGGUAAUAUUCCUUCAUCAAUAUCCACUAUGCAAAGUUUAACAUCAGUUGAUUUCUCAUAUAACAAUCUUUCUGGCUUGGUUCCGGGCAGUGGUCAGUUUAGUUACUUCAACUACACCUCAUUUUUGGGGAACCCUGAACUUUGUGGUCCUUAUUUGGGGUCUUGUAAAGAUGGGGUUGCUAAUGGAAUCCAUGAAACUCAUGUUAAAGGAGGACUCUCUGCUUCUUUAAAGCUUUUGCUCGUUAUAGGCUUGCUUGUUUUCUCCAUCUUGUUUGUAGUCGCAGCCAUAAUCAAAGCAAGAUCGUUGAAAAAAGCAAGCGAUUUCCGGGCUUGGAAGUUAACUGCUUUCCAGCGCUUGGAUUUCACUUGUGAUGAUGUCUUGGAUUGUUUGAAGGAGGAUAACAUAAUUGGAAAAGGAGGUGCUGGGAUUGUGUACAAGGGAUCUAUGCCUAGUGGUGAUCAGGUCGCGGUUAAAAGGUUACCGGCAAUGAGCCGGGGUUCUUCUCAUGAUCAUGGAUUCAACGCUGAGAUACAGACACUGGGCAGGAUUAGGCACAGGCACAUCGUGAGACUCAUGGGUUUUUGCUCAAAUCAUGAAACAAAUCUUUUGGUCUACGAGUAUAUGCCUAAUGGGAGUUUAGGAGAGGUUCUUCAUGGCAAGAAAGGGGGUCAUUUACACUGGGAUACGAGAUAUAAGAUCGCUGUUGAGGCUGCCAAGGGACUAUGCUAUCUUCAUCAUGAUUGUUCCCCUUUAAUUAUCCACCGAGACGUGAAAUCAAACAAUAUCCUCCUCGAUUCAGAUUUUGAAGCCCAUGUCGCUGAUUUUGGCCUUGCCAAAUUUCUGCAAGAUUCCGGCACAUCUGAAUGCAUGUCCGCCAUAGCUGGUUCGUACGGAUACAUUGCUCCAGAAUAUGCCUACACGCUGAAGGUGGACGAGAAGAGUGAUGUUUAUAGUUUUGGUGUAGUCCUCUUAGAACUUGUUUGCGGUAGAAAACCGGUGGGUGAAUUUGGUGAUGGGGUGGACAUUGUUCAAUGGGUUCGAAAAAUGACGGAUUCAAAGAAGGAAGGGGUUCUCAAAAUCCUUGAUCCAAGACUCUCAUCAGUUCCUCUCCACGAAGUGAUGCACGUAUUCUAUGUUGCGAUGCUCUGCGUCGAAGAACAGGCCAUAGAGAGACCAACAAUGAGGGAAGUGGUUCAAAUUCUAAUGGAACUCCUGAAAUCACCCGCCACAAAGCAGCAGGGAGAUACCGUGGUCACUGAGUCCUCACCAUCACCCGGUACCUGUUUAGAUUCUCCUAGUGCAACGAUUGCAACAAUUACAAGGGAUCCAAAAGACCAACAACAGCCUCCAGCACCUAAAUCACCACCACCAGAUCUUCUUAGCAAUUAAGAUGUUUAAUGUUUCGAGUGAGUUGGUUUAUGUUCUAAAUUCCAUGAAAUGUGGUAGUUUACUAUUUUGUGUUUUCUUUACGAGGGGUAUGCUCGAACUUUAACGUGUUCAAGCGUUCCUUCUUUUUUUUUUGGAUCUUUCUUGUACAGUAGGAUUGGUGGGUUGGGGGGGUAAUUUGUUAUAAAAGCUCUUUUGUCUUCGUCAUGCUGUAGUACUGGCUGCGAAUGAAAUGCCUCUGCUUUUUCCUUUUGUUUUUUAAACAGCUGUUUUUAACUGUUAAA